Molecule: messenger RNA, 2736 nt
Organism: Andrographis paniculata
Lineage: Eukaryota; Viridiplantae; Streptophyta; Magnoliopsida; Lamiales; Acanthaceae
Exons: 6
Coding region: 1-2736 (911 amino acids)
Molecular function (GO): protein dimerization activity; DNA binding
Source: RefSeq, a predicted model, not a curated record
AUGGCACCGCGAGAUAUUGGUUGGGAUCAUGCUACUCCUAUCAGCAAUGAUAGAAAACAAGCAAAAUGCAAUUAUUGUGGUAAAAUUGUUCACGGCGGAAUUACUAGGAUGAAACAACAUAUAGCACAUGUUACAGGUCAAGUUGAAGCAUGCACGAGAGCUCCAAAAGAAAUAAGAGAGUUAUUAAAAAAACACUUGAUCCAAGGAAAAAGUAUGCGAGCAGCACAUAAAAAAAAGUUAGAAGCAUUGCAAAAUUCUAUUCGUUUGGAAGAUGAUUCUGAUGAGGAAGAAGAUGAAGUUUUUGAAAUAAAUGAAGAUGAGAUAGAUGCUCUUGAAAGAAAACACUUAAAAAGAGCAAUGGCUGAAAGCAGAAAUAUGGAAUUUAUGGAGCAGCAGCGUAGACAUUCUGUUUCCGGAGAUCUACCAAGCUUGAAUUUUAAAGCCGGAGGAAGCAGCUCGAAUACAAAAGGAAGUAAAAGAAAUUUUUUCGAAAGCUCUAUGAAAAAGACAGAAUGUUUGCAUCAAAAAAAACUUGAUCCAUACAUGUUUCAAUCGAAGAAUAAGUCUUUGAAAAAUAUGUUUUCAAAAGAUAAUGCAAAAAAAGUGGGUAGAGCAAUUUCAAAAUUUUUUCAUUUUAAUGCAAUACCAUUUCACGCUGCCGAUAGUGGUCCUUACUACCAAACGAUGAUUGACACGAUUGCAUCGGUUGGACCUGGAGUUAAAGGACCUACUGGUAAACAAAUUGGUGGUGAAUAUUUAAACGAGGAGAUGCAAGAAGUUGUACAGUAUGUUGAUUCUUUAAAGCAGAAAUGGAAAACAUACGGAUGUACAAUUAUGUGUGAUGGUUGGAGUACUCGUACAAAACAUCCAAUCAUAAAUUUUAUGGUGUACUGUGAUAGAGAUAUGAUAUAUCACAGUUCGGUUGAUUGUACAAAUAAGGCGAAGACUGCGGACUUUGUCUACACCCUAAUGGAUAAGGUGGUGGAAUCAGUAGGGGUUGACAAUAUUGUACAAAUUGUAACUGAUAGUGAAGCUAGUAUGAAGGCGGCUGGGAAAAAACUGAUGAGGAAAAGGAAGCACAUUUUUUGGUCUCCAUGCGCAGCGCAUUGCAUUGAUUUGAUGUUAGAAGACAUCGGAGAUAUAUUGUCAAUGAAAGAUACGAUAAAAGAAGCCAGAAGAAUUACAGGAUUUAUAUACAACAGUGAUAAAGUGGUUAAUUUGAUGAAAACAUAUACGAAUGGCCGAGAUCUGUUGCGACCAGGCAUAACAAGAUUUGCAACCGAGUUUGUUGCAAUGGAAAGUCUUCUGAGAUAUGCAACCGAUUUGAAAAGAAUGUGUACUUCUAGAGAAUGGGUUGAGUACAAUAAUACCUCGAGGAGAAGACAUGAAGCCGGAGAUAUAUCAGACUUGAUUUUGAAUGAAAGAUUUUGGAAACGGAUACGCCGAGUCUGUGGGGUCAUGGAACCCUUAGUGAAGGUUUUAAAAGUAGUUGAUCAAGAUAAAAAACCUACACUACCUAUCAUUUAUGAGGCAAUGGAUAGGGCAAAAAUGGCAAUAAAAACCGCGGUGAAAGAUUUUCAACAAUAUUGGGAUAUCAUCGAUGAAAGAUGGUAUAAUCAAUUGCAUCAAGAUUUGCAUGCAGCAGCUUAUUUUUUAAAUCCUGGUCUUCAAUACUCCGGCACUUGUGAAUUUGAUUCAUCGGAGGUUCGAAAAGGAGUAAAAGAAGUUAUCAAAAGACUCGAGCCAGAUUUGGAUAUACAAGUAAAGGCUAUGAAUGAGAUAAACAUAUUUGUUAACAAAAUUGGAGAGUUUGGAAGUGCACUUGCUAUUAGAGCUGUAUCUACAUCUUUACCAGCUGACUGGUGGAAUAUGUACGGUGAUGAAGCUCCUAAUUUAAGAAAAAUUGCAUUAAAAGUUUUGAGUCAAACUUGCACAUCAUUGGGUUGUGAGCGGAAUUGGAGUACGUGGGCUUUGAUCCAUACUAAACUUCGGAAUAGAUUAGCUAUUGAGAAACUGCAUAAGCUAGUCUAUGUCUACUACAACAUGCGUCUUCGGGUAAAAAAUUUUAUGCAAAGGACAGACACAGACGAUUUUUAUGACCCAAUUGAUUUGAAUCAUAUUUUUGAUGAAAAUGAUAUUUUAGAUGAAUGGGUUAGAGAAAAUGAAUCUCCACUUAUUCGUGAUAGUGAUUUGAAUUGGUUGGAUGAGGCUAUUGAAGAAAGUGGAGAUCGAGGUCAAAAAGCUCAAAGAGAUUUUCUAAAUAGUUUAACAGAAUUUUCAAGUGAAGCCGAUGCUUCAAAUUUUUCAGAUACUAGGAGAUAUUCUGGAGUUCACGAAUAUAUGCAAGACUUGAAUAUAGGUUAUUCCUAUGGAGAUUCUUCUCAUAGCUCGAGUAAUAGAUUGGGGAGACAGGAGUGGGACCAACCAAAUGCAUAUCAUAAUCCCUAUUACUCAGGAUACGGUUUAUCUAAUCUACCCAGACAUCUUCAGGAUACAGCCAAUCUUCCUAUAUUUGGAUCCAACCAACCAGUUGGAACAUAUUACGGAGGGAUUACAUCUGGUUCGGGUAGUAUUGAUGAUCGUAGACAAAAUUAUGGUUCAUCAAGCAGAAGCAAUGAUAAUAGAGAAUAUCGAGGUUUUGAUGUAUAUGGAAGGGGUUCAUUCAGAGAAAAUCAAUAUGGUUCGAACAUCUCUCCUUAUCCAAGCAAUAUGAAUCCAGAACAAGGAUAUUCGUAA